Rhagoletis pomonella (apple maggot) is the source of this 1155-nucleotide messenger RNA. RefSeq names its product odorant receptor 59a-like. Bases 1 to 1155 code for a protein of 384 amino acids. Gene Ontology annotation, molecular function: olfactory receptor activity; odorant binding. The transcript has 2 exons. Gene Ontology annotation, cellular component: plasma membrane. Lineage: Eukaryota; Metazoa; Arthropoda; Insecta; Diptera; Tephritidae. The record is from RefSeq and is a predicted model, not a curated record. Gene Ontology annotation, biological process: sensory perception of smell; detection of chemical stimulus involved in sensory perception of smell.
AUGUCAGUUCUUAAUACUGCCUCAAUAUCCGGUAUAUCGGUUUUUCGUUUUCAGGAUGUCACUCUACGAUACCUGGGACUAGUACCACCACAAACAACUCGCUACAGAUAUCUAUAUUAUUUGUAUUCUUUCAUUUUAAAUGCCUUCAUAACCAUUGGCUAUCCUACUCACCUGAUGAUCGGACUCUUCAAAAUGCAGCAAAAAGCAGAUAUUUUCAAAAAUAUGUGCGUGACUUUCACUUGUAUCGCAUGCAGUAUCAAAAUUAUUGCUUUCUGGUGGCGGCUACCACAGGUACGCAAGACCUACAACAUAAUCUUGAAACUCGACAGACGUAUAACUCAUCCGGAUGAUAUUAAACUGUACAAGUCCACUAUAUUGCUUUCGGUUAAGCGGGUGCUGAUCUUUGUUAUUACCAUGUCCCUCUCUGCGUUUUCGGCCUCCGAAAUGGCGACAAUCAUAGUUGGCAUUAUGAGUGAGUGGCGCCUCAUGAAUCCGGCAUACUUUCCAUUCGAAAUUGAGCAGAGUGCUUGGCAUUACGCGGUGGCGCAUAUCUAUCAGGCUUCUGGAGUAGUAAUGAAUUUUCAAACUUGCAUAACUGACAGCUUUCCGUCGAUGGUAUUAGCAAUGCUAGCUGGUCACAUUCGUUUGCUGGGCAUACGUGUGGCGCGUAUUGGCAAACAAUCGACAAAUGCGCACAACAUUGAACUGCAGCAAUGCAUUGAGGACUACAAGGAUUUACUCGACUUUCGCGCUACUAUACAAUCGAUUGUAUCGGUUGGUACUUUCGCGCAAUUACUCGCCACCGGCAUUAACAUGUGCGUGGUAAUUUUUUAUAUGCUAUUCUAUGUGAAUGAUGUUGCAUGGUAUAUCUACUAUGUGGUAUAUUUAGUGGCGAUUUCGAUGGAAAUAUUUCCGCAAUGCUACUAUGGCACCUGUGCGGAGAUGGAGUUCGAAAAGUUGACCUAUGCCUUAUUUUCAUGCAACUGGAUGGAUCAAAGUGCUGCUUUUAAGAAAAAUCUUCGCAUUUUCGCCGAGCAGACGCUACGCAAACAAAUUAUUCUUGCCGGUGGCUUAUUUCCUGUUAAUUUGGAUACAUUUUUUGCAACUCUAAAAGGUGCUUAUUCGCUGUAUGCGGUUGUGAAGCAAAUGAAGUGA